AUGAACGAGGGCACCACAAAAUCAGCGGCGGCGGCGGCGACGCCACCAGCUGAGGAGCUGCUGAAGAAGAUCCACGAGCUGGAAUUGGGCCACGCCCACCUGAAGCAGGAAAUGUCGAAGCUCAUGACUUCGUCCACGGCCGAGAUAAUGGCCGCCGAUCGUCAGCAGAGGCAGAGGUCUCACUCCAUCUCGCCGAAGAGGGCGCCGCGCCGGAGAGCCGAGGGCGGGGACAGCGGGGCCUUGGCGGCGUGGAGGAGAGGCUCCAUGUCGUUCCGCCACUCGUCGCCUUUGCAGAGAGAGAGUCGUAAUAGCGAUCCACAUAGGGUCGGCGGCGGCGGCGGCGGUGGUGGGGUUAAGUUCACCGAUAAACAGUAUUUGAAUAUAUUGCAGUCGAUGGGGCAGUCGGUUCAUAUAUUUGAUCUGAAUUGCCAGAUAAUAUACUGGAAUAAAACAGCAGAAAAUCUUUACGGAUAUUCAGCCUCUGAGGCUCUAGGGCAGGAUGCCAUCAAGCUCCUAACCGACCCUCGAGAUUUUUAUGUGGCCAAUGACAUCGUUCGUCGUGUAACGAUGGGCGAGAGCUGGACGGGUCAAUUUCCAGUCAGGAACAAAAGAGGGGAAAGGUUUAUGGCAAUCGCCACCGAUACGCCUUUCUAUGACGAUGAUGGAACUCUAGUCGGGAUUAUAUGCGUCUCUAAUGAUUCCAAACCUUUCCAAGAAGCAAAGCCUGUGGUAUCAGUUUCAAAGGAAUUGGAAAAUAGUGAGUCGAGUUUAAGUAGGAACAUAAGCAUUGCCUCAUCCGCACUUGGGCUUGAUCCUCAACAGCCUCUACAAGUGGCAAUCACAUCAAAAAUAUCGAAUUUGGCUUCUAAAGUCAGCAGCAAAGUGAAGUCCAAAAUGAAGCAUACAGAAAAUUACUCAGAUCAUGAAGGCGGCAGUGGGGACAGCCAGCAGUCGGACCGCGGUUUUCCUGAUGGAUCUUCAUUGGACCACCGGGAUUAUGAUGCGGCCUCGAGUGGGGCCAGCACUCCAAGAGGAGACACACAUCCCACCCCUUUCGGGGUCUUCUCAGGUGGGUCCCACAAGGAGAUCUCCCCUGGAAAACAUUCGAGCGAUGAGAGCGAACCAAAACCUGGGAUUUCGAAAAUUCUAACAAAGGCAGAGGCCCUGAUCGGGAAGAAGAACCUGUCGUGGCCGUGGAGAGGGAACGAACGCAAUGGGCCGGACACUAAGUCAGGCCGUUUUGGGUGGCCUUGGUUGAACAGUGAACAAGAAAAUGAGAUGGGCCAGCAGAGGAGUGACUCCAACACGGAUAUUGUGGUUGUUGAGACCAAUCGGGCGGCCUAUACCGAAGGGGUUCCUGGUUCUUGGUCUUCACCAGUUAAUGUCAAUAGCACGAGCAGCGCUAGUAGUUGUGGGAGCACGACAAGUAGUGUGGUUAAUAGAGUCGAUUUGGAUUCGGAUUGCCUGGAUUAUGAGAUUUUGUGGGAGGAUUUGACUAUUGGGGAACAAAUUGGGCAAGGUUCAUGUGGAACUGUGUAUCAUGCUCUGUGGUAUGGAUCAGAUGUCGCUGUCAAGGUAUUCUCGAAACAAGAGUAUUCUGAUGAUGUGAUAUAUUCUUUCAGACAGGAGGUGUCACUUAUGAAGAGACUGAGGCACCCAAAUAUUCUCUUAUUCAUGGGUGCAGUGACUUCUCCUCAACGUCUUUGCAUCGUAACAGAGUUUCUUCCACGGGGAAGUUUGUUCCGGUUAUUGCAGAAAAAUGGAUCAAAACUGGAGUGGAGAAGGCGCGUUCUUAUGGCUUUGGAUAUAGCACGAGGCAUGAAUUAUCUUCACCGUUGCAACCCGCCUAUCGUUCACCGUGAUUUGAAGUCUUCAAAUCUUCUCGUUGACAAGAAUUGGACUGUUAAGGUUGGAGACUUUGGUCUUUCGCGUCUUAAACACGAAACCUAUUUGACAACAAAGACGGGCAAAGGAACGCCUCAGUGGAUGGCUCCGGAAGUUCUUCGUAAUGAACCUUCAGAUGAGAAGGCCGAUAUAUAUAGCUUCGGGGUGAUACUAUGGGAACUUGCAACGCAUAAGAUUCCUUGGGAGACCCUCAAUUCGGUGCAGGUGAUUGGAACUGUGGGUUUCAUGAACCAACGGUUGGAUUUACCGGGAGAGGUCGACCCACAUUGGAAUUCUAUUAUAGAGAGCUGCUGGCAUAGUGAACCACAAUGUCGUCCGUCAUUCCAAGAAUUAGUCGAAAAGCUAAAAGAGCUGCACAGGAAAUUCGCCAUUCAGCAUCAAUCCGGACGUGCUGCUGGCCAGAAAGAGCUGUAG
This is a messenger RNA of Striga hermonthica, 2319 nucleotides long. Lineage: Eukaryota; Viridiplantae; Streptophyta; Magnoliopsida; Lamiales; Orobanchaceae. The record is from the annotation of a GenBank genome assembly.